GGGGAGCGGAGCGGCGCGGUAGGGGCGGCGGCGGCGGGGCUGGGGCCAGGUCCAGGUUUUCAGGAUGAAUCUGGAAAAACUCAGCAAACCGGAACUACUGACGCUGUUUAGCAUUCUCGAAGGAGAAUUAGAAGCGAGAGAUCUUGUCAUAGAAGCCUUAAAGGCCCAGCAUAGAGACACCUUCAUUGAAGAGCGCUAUGGAAAGUACAACAUCAGUGAUCCAUUGAUGGCUUUGCAAAGAGAUUUUGAGACCCUGAAAGAGGGGAAUCAUGGUGAAAAGCAACCAGUAUGCUCCAAUCCCUUAUCUAUUUUAAAAGUGGUGAUGAAACAUUGCAAGAACAUGCAGGAAAGAAUGUUAUCCCAACUAGCUGCUGCAGAAAGCAGACACAGAAAGGUGAUCCUGGACCUUGAGGAAGAGAGGCAGCGUCACGCCCAGGACACGGCGGAGGGGGAUGAUGUGACCUACAUGCUGGAAAAGGAGCGGGAGCGGCUCACCCAGCAGUUGGAGUUUGAAAAAUCCCAAGUGAAAAAGUUUGAAAAAGAACAGAAGAAGCUCUCAAGCCAGUUGGAGGAAGAAAGGGCUCGCCACAAGCAACUGUCUUCUGUGCUUGUAGUAGAGUGCAAGAAAGCCACUGCCAAAGCAGCAGAAGAGGGUCAGAAGACAGCAGAAUUGAGCUUGAAAUUGGAAAAAGAGAAGAGUAAGGUGAGUAAACUGGAGGAGGAGCUGGCAUCCAAGAGGAAGCGGGGUUUACAGAUGGAAGCACAAGUAGAAAAGCAGCUCUCCGAGUUUGACAUUGAAAGAGAGCAGCUGAAAGCCAAGCUGAACAGAGAAGAAAACCGUACAAAAGCACUGAAAGAAGAGGUGGAAUGUUUGAAGAAAGCCCUGAAGGAGCUGGAGGCUGCUUGCCAGGAGCAUAGUCCUGCUGAGCCUUUGCAGCCAAGCCCCUCAGUGAUGUCCAGAGGAGUUGCUACUGACAGUCCUGCAGUGAAGUCUGUGUCUUGCCAGACGGAGUGUCCACAAGCAGACCGAGCAAAUCCUGCCAGCACAAGCAAAGCUGUGCAUACCGUGUUUCCCAGCCCUACUACACCUACUAAUUCCUAUGCAAAAUCCAAUGGUCAUUGCAAUACAGACAUGCAAAUGGGUAGUGAGCUGCUGCAAACAAACGCAGCAGAGAGCCAGGCUCAAAAGGAGAAAUCUGCUGGUGCAACACCAGAAAACACAGUUGAAAAUGGAAGUUCUCCUGUAAGAACAGAGUCACCAGUGCAUCUGAUGUCCCAGCUCCCUUCUAGUGGGGUCUCCCUGUCUCCCAGCAGCACAGCUGCCUCCUCUCUAACACCUUCGCCCUGCUCCUCACCAGUUCUGACUAAACGCUUAGUGGGAGCUUCAGCAAGUAGCCCUGGUUAUCAGUCAUCCUACCAGGUGGGGAUCAAUCAACGUUUCCACGCAGCUCGGCACAAAUUUCAGUCUCAAGCUGAACAGGACCAUCAGUCAAGUGGUUUGCAGAGCCCACCGUCAAGGGAUUUGUCUCCUACUCUAGCAGAUAACUCUGCAGCCAAGCAGUUAGCACGCAAUACAGUCACUCAGGUCCUUUCCAGAUUCACCAGCCAGCAGGGAGCAAUUAAACCUGUCUCCCCUAAUAGCUCACCUUUUGGCACAGACUAUCGAAAUCUAGCAAAUGCUGUGAGCCCCAAAAAUGAAUCUGGUCAUUCUCCGAGCCCUGGCAAGGUUUCCAGUCCACUAAGCCCAUUGUCUCCUGGGAUUAAGUCACCAACCAUUCCUAGAGCAGAAAGAGGGAACCCUCCACCCAUUCCUCCAAAGAAACCUGGCCUCGCUCAGUCGCCUGCUGCUCCCGCUCCACUAACCAAAACCUCUUCUCAGGCGUCCUCUCUGGGUGCCCCCAUGGACGUGGCAAGUAGCUGCUCUAACAAUACUGUAGUGUCAAAUGGCAAAGACAUGGAGAUACUCCUGCCAACUAGCAGCUAGUCUCCAGAAAAUGUGAAUGUGACAUUCCAUGGCUUAGCGUCCUAGAGCUAAGGCACUGGUUUUCCACUCCAUGUUAUUUAUUUCCAUAGUAGCAGAAUCUGUCUGUAUAAAGCAUUUAGUAUAUUUUUCUUUUUUAAUAGGUAGGAAAAUAUUUUUGUUUAUGAAGAAACCUUAACUACAGCUAUACAGUAGCCUCAAAAUGUCUCAUGGCAAUGGUCAAAUCAAAUCAAGAACAGGAACCAUAAUCAUGAACUGGGACCUAUCUAUCAAAUUAAAAUGGGACUGAAAUGCUACUUUUAAAUUAUGCAGAAAUAACUUUUGCAGACUUUUUACUCCAGAUGAACAUUUUAUAUAAAGUGCCUGAACUAAGCCUGCAAUAUGAAUGUGAUUCUCUGAAAAGGGUGAGGAGGGGGACCAUCUAGCUGCAGAAAGAAAUUCUUUGAGUCAUGAAUGUUAAAAACACUGUUUUUAUUUCUUUCCGUUUGCUAAAGUAAGCUAGCAAAUGUGCUAUCAAUUCUGUAAAGUGACCACCAGACCACAUGGCAGCCAGCCAUGCUUUGUCCUUCAGAUCUUGCCUCCUAGGUAUUUUAGGAAGCAUGCACAAGUUUAUUGGUGUGAAAUUUAGCAGUAAUCUGGAUUGUCCAGAUUACUCUGUUUUCAAUAUUUGUUGUCCCAGCAGGUUGUUUUGUUUGUUUCCUAUAGCACAUCCUAUAGAGAUGCCUGGAUGCUUUAAAUGGCUAAGCUCUAGUUUCUGGUGUGUCACCUUUUAAUUUUCAAGUUCUUCAAGCAUUCUACUGUUGUGUGUAGAACUUCUGAGAAAGGAUCUUGCUACUACUUGACAAAGAUCUUGCUAUUACUUGAAAAGUAAAAAAAAAAAAAAACACUAGUCCAUAUGAUACAGUUUCCUUUGCAACAGUAAAACAGGAUCUUCUACUAUACACAAAAGCAAUAAUCUUAUUCAUCACUUGCAUCAAUGGUGUCCAGCUGACAUGGAUUUUACACACUAGUUACGGGAUCUGGUUGGCUUUCACUGGCUGCUACAAAUAGAGAACCAAAUCAUUACUGUCAUACGUAAUUGACUACGUAUAUGUGUUUAGGUAGUUUCAGACCUGUACCUAUUAAAUACACAACACGUUAUGAAAAUCUCUGUUCUUGAGCUUCUUCCUAAUAUUAAGAAAACAAGGGAAUUCUUUGAGAUUGGAAAAAAAAAAAAA
Molecule: messenger RNA, 3198 nt
Organism: Oxyura jamaicensis (ruddy duck)
Lineage: Eukaryota; Metazoa; Chordata; Aves; Anseriformes; Anatidae
Gene: CTTNBP2NL
Product: CTTNBP2 N-terminal like
Exons: 5
Coding region: 65-1984 (639 amino acids)
Source: RefSeq, a predicted model, not a curated record